Molecule: messenger RNA, 2209 nt
Organism: Diospyros lotus (date-plum)
Lineage: Eukaryota; Viridiplantae; Streptophyta; Magnoliopsida; Ericales; Ebenaceae
Product: guanine nucleotide-binding protein-like NSN1
Exons: 9
Coding region: 229-2058 (609 amino acids)
Cellular component (GO): nucleolus
Molecular function (GO): GTP binding
Source: RefSeq, a predicted model, not a curated record
CUUCUCUUCUUCACUUUUGUCGCCGUUUUUUCUCCACUCGGCCGCUCUCUCCUUUGCCUUCGUCGGCGCCUGCGUCUCAGCCGCCGCCCGUCUCCCACACCGUUGACGCAGCUGGUCGCCUUCGUUUCUCUCGAUGGUUAUAUAUCUGUCGGUCGAAACCUCUCAAAUUCGUUGAUUUGGUUCUCCUUCAGAAACAUCUGUGGACUUGGCUUGGGCAUUUAAUCAAACAUGGUGAAGAAGAGCAAGAAGAGCAAGAGCAAGCGAGUGACGUUGAAGCAGAAGUACAAGGUCAAAAGGAAGGUCAAAGAGCAUCAAAAGAAGAAGGCUAAGGAGGCCAAGAAGGCCGGCUUGCACCGCAAGCCCAAGGUUGAGAAGGAUCCUGGGAUUCCCAAUGAUUGGCCCUUCAAGGAACAAGAGCUCAAGGCCCUCGAAGCUCGCCGCGCCCGCGCGCUCGAGGAAUUGGAGCAAAAGAAAGCUGCCCGCAAGGAGAGGGCUAAAAAGAGAAAGCUGGGUUUGCUAGAGGACGCUGAUAUCUCGGAGUUGGCUGAUAUAGCUUCUCCAAAGGAACAAAACUUUGAAGAGGGAAAGGAUGCUAAUGAUUCCCCUGCAAUUGGUAAAGUUAGGGAUAACUCAGAGAAGUCUUUCUACAAGGAGUUGGUCAAAGUGAUUGAAGCUUCAGAUGUCAUUUUGGAAGUGUUAGAUGCUCGAGAUCCUCUUGGUACCCGAUGUGUUGAUAUGGAGAGAAUGGUGAUGAAAUCCGGUGCUGAUAAGCAUCUUGUUUUGCUUCUUAAUAAAAUUGAUCUAAUACCUAGAGAAGCUGUUGAAAAAUGGCUCAAGUAUCUUCGGGAGGAGUUACCAGCAGUUGCCUUUAAGUGCAGCACCCAGGAGCAAAAGUCAAACUUGGGUUGGAAAUCUGCCUCGAAGGCAGCAAAAUCGAGCCAUCUCCUGCAAACUAGUGACUGUCUUGGAGCUGAAACACUCCUCAAAUUGCUAAAGAACUACUCAAGAAGCCAUGAGAUAAAGAAGUCAAUCACUGUGGGUAUUGUUGGUCUUCCUAAUGUUGGGAAAAGCAGCUUAAUUAAUAGUUUGAAGAGAUGUCAGGUUGUAAAUGUUGGUGCUACUCCAGGAUUGACUAGAUCGAUGCAAGAAGUUCAUUUGGACAAGAAUAUCAAAUUGCUGGACUGCCCUGGUGUUGUAAUGCUUAGGUCUGGCCAGAACGAGGCAUCUGUUGCUCUUCGGAAUUGUAAGAAGAUUGAGAAACUAGAGGACCCAAUAGGGCCAGUUAAGGAAAUUCUCAAGCUUUGCCCAUCAAGAGUAUUGGUAACCCUAUACAAGCUCCCAAGCUUCGAGUCAGUUGAUGACUUCCUGCAAAAAGUGGCUGCUGUCAGGGGGAAGCUCAAGAAAGGAGGCAUUGUCGAUGUUGAAGCUGCUGCAAGAAUAGUUUUGCAUGACUGGAAUGAGGGUAAAAUCCCAUAUUAUUCAAUGCCUCCGGCUAGGAAUGAAGGAGAACCAUCUGAAGCAAAAAUUGUUUCAGAGCUUGGAAAGGAGUUUAAUGUCGAUGAGAUUUACAACAGUGAAUCUUCAUUUAUCGGGAGUCUUAAAUCUUUUGACGAAGUUAAACACGUCGAAGUUCCUCCAAAUUGCCCUCUUAACUUUGAUGAGCAGAUGCUUGAGGAUAAUGUGCAGCAACAGCCUUCAACUCAAAGCCACAGUGUGACCAAUGAAAAUGGUGGUCAUGAGGCCAUGGAGCCCUGCGAAGACAAGAAACCUGAGACAGAGGUUAAAACACCUGGUAACAGGCAAAAUGAGAAGUUAUAUGCUGAGGUAGGCAUGCUCAACACCAAGCUGAAGAGAGCAGAGAAGAAGAGGCAGAAAAAAGCCAAUAGAUCAUCUGCAGAGGCAGAUGCCAUGGAUGACGACUAUGACUUCAAGGUGGAUUAUGUCAGGAGGGACUCUGCCAUGGACGUUGGUGAGGAGAGCGGCGAUGGGAAUGAUGCCAUUGGCAGUCAAACAAGGUUCGAUGUGCUUUCAUCUGGAGUUGAGUUUGAUGAAGCUUAGGCAGCCAUUACGGAAAAUAGAAAUUGAUGACUAUUUAUCUGUUUUUCCUUUUCAAAUUUUGACUGCGUUAAAGUGUUAACCUUUUGAGAACUAGAUAUUGGUGGUUUUACACAAGCAAUGGAAGUCCCUGAAUUUUUUUUGCUUGUGUUCA